Cordyceps fumosorosea ARSEF 2679 is the source of this 1227-nucleotide messenger RNA. RefSeq names its product DnaJ domain-containing protein. The record is from RefSeq and is a predicted model, not a curated record. The coding region runs from base 1 to 1227 and encodes 408 amino acids. Gene Ontology annotation, cellular component: cytoplasm. Gene Ontology annotation, molecular function: Hsp70 protein binding. Gene Ontology annotation, biological process: protein refolding. Lineage: Eukaryota; Fungi; Ascomycota; Sordariomycetes; Hypocreales; Cordycipitaceae. The transcript is spliced from 3 exons.
AUGUUAGCCAAGAUCGCCGCCUUGGUGCUUCUGCUCUCGCUAUUGCAGCUUGCGCUUUGCGCCGAGGACUACUACAAGAUUCUUGGCGUCGACAGGUCUGCCAACGACAAGCAACUCAAGACGGCGUACCGCAAACUGUCCAAGAAAUUUCACCCAGACAAGAACCCUGGCGAUGAUACUGUCAAGGAAAAGUUUGUUUCCGUAUCCGAAGCCUACGAAGUCCUGAGCGACCCGGAAACGCGCCAGAUUUACGAUCGACACGGGCACGAGGGCGUCCAGAACAAGCGCAACGGAGGAGGCGGCGGCGGGGACCCAUUCGACCUUUUCAGCCGUUUCUUCGGUGGUCAUGGCCAUUUCGGAUCUUCCCCUAGCGAACCGCGUGGCCACAACGUCGAAGUCAAAGUCGAAAUCUCCCUCCGCGACUUCUAUAACGGCGCGACGAGUGAAUUCCAGUGGAACAAGCAGCACAUCUGCGAGACAUGCGAGGGAACCGGAAGCAGGGACAAGCAGGUCGACCAUUGCUCCACCUGCAACGGCCACGGAGUGCGCAUCGUGAAGAAGCAGCUCGCCCCCGGCAUGUUCCAGCAAAUGCAGAUGCGCUGCGACGCCUGCGGCGGCCGGGGCAAGACGAUCCGAAACGUCUGCCCGACGUGCCACGGCAUGCGCGUCGAGAAGAAGCCCACCACCGUCACGCUCAAGAUCGACCGCGGCGCGAAGCGCGACUCCCGCGUGACCUACGAGAACGAGGCCGACGAGAGCCCCGACUGGGUCGCCGGCGACCUGCUCGUCACGUUGGCGGAGAAGAGCCCCUCGCCCGAGGACAACCCCGACCACGUCGAUGGUGCCUUCUUCCGCCGCAAGGGCGACGACCUGUACUGGACUGAGGUCCUCAGCCUGCGCGAGGCCUGGAUGGGCGGCUGGACGCGGAACCUGACGCACCUCGAUCAGCACGUGGUGCGGCUGGGGCGCGAGCGGGGGCAGGUGGUGCAGAGCGGACACGUCGAGACGGUUGUGGGCGAGGGGAUGCCCAAGUGGCACGAGGACGGCGACUCGGUCUACCACACGCACGACUUUGGCAACCUCUACAUCACGUACGAGGUCGUAUUACCCGACCAGAUGGAGAAGGGCAUGGAGAAGGACUUUUGGGCGCUGUGGGAGAAGUGGCGCAAGAAACAGGGCGUUGACCUGCACAAGGAUAGCGGGCGACCAGGACACGAUGAGUUGUAA